GAUUCGUGUCCCACUGUGCAUCUUUGACUCCCGGUCGUUUUUCUUUUAGCAAUAUGGACAAGAUGCUGAAGAAGCUGUUUUCUUCUGACGAGGAAGAGCUUUAUGUUUUGGAUUGUUUAUCAUACGUUAUGAUGUCAAUGGCAUGUGUAACGUUUGUAGUGUUGCUCUUUGAGAACGUGCCUUAUGGUAGGUACGCAUCUAGUAAAUAUGGGUUUCAUGUUAGUGUCAGACUUUCGUGGUUAAUUCAAGAACUGCCUGCUUUUCUCGUACCACUGAGUUUGGUGCUAUGGGCUUCAUCAUCGAGGGCAAUGUACCUACCUAACCAGCUACUCCUUGGCAUGUAUUUUUGCCAUUAUUUCCAAAGAACUUUCAUAUACCCGUUUUUAAUCAGAGGAGGGAAACCCACUCCAUUUGGGUCAUUUGCUCUGGCAUUUGCUUUCUGCACCUGUAAUGGGUAUCUGCAGGCAAGGUACCUGAGCCACUAUGCAGAGUUUCCCCCUGGUUGGGUUACCCACCCCUACUUCAUCACAGGGUCAUGCCUAUGGUUCCUUGGAUGGGUAAUUAACAUUCAUUCUGACCAUAUACUAAGGAACCUCCGUGCGCCAGGAGAAACUGGCUACAACAUACCGAGAGGUGGCUUGUUUGAGUAUGUGUCUGGUGCGAACUUUCUCGGGGAGAUCAUAGAAUGGGCUGGAUUCGCACUUGCUGUUCACUCAAUCCACAGUGCAGCUUUUGCACUCUUCACCUCCAUCAUUCUGUCUAGCAGAGCAGUAGCUCACCACAAGUGGUAUCUCGUGAAAUUUGAGGAUUACCCCAAACACAGGAAAGCUUUAAUUCCAUUUGUGUUUUGAUCAUGAUCAAUCCACAACAUUGUCUUUGCUGUUACAUGUAAUAACAUGAAAGCAAUAUUGUUGACAUGUUCAUUUUAUUAUGUGAUGAAUUUAGCAAAACAAAACCAACUUUGUCAUAAGGUCAUGUCCAGUAAAUAUUCUCAGUGAGCUGGUUUCUUCAGCACAAGAUUGCAUCUGUUUGUGGACUAACACUAUCAACACUGCAAAUCAUACCACCACUAAACUUAAAGUGUUUAGAGGAAAUAUGCAAGAGUGAAUAAGGUGCAUAAUGGAUAAUGACUACUGAAGACCUGCUGGUUUGGAACAACCCAAAGAGUCAAAGAUUUAAUAAUAUAUUUAAAAUCCAAUUAUAGAAACUACUAUUGAUGCCUUUUGGCCAACCAUUAUCCUCAAAAGUUAAUUUAAGAAGUUUAAACAAUGUUGGAAAACCUCUAUCAUUUUCUUUGUACAAACUCUCUUUUAGUUUAAAAGUUUUAAUUCUUGUAGCAUGUACAGUAUUCAAA
Electrophorus electricus (electric eel) is the source of this 1354-nucleotide messenger RNA. RefSeq names its product steroid-5-alpha-reductase, alpha polypeptide 1 (3-oxo-5 alpha-steroid delta 4-dehydrogenase alpha 1) (gene srd5a1). NCBI's taxonomy places the organism in Eukaryota, Metazoa, Chordata, Actinopteri, Gymnotiformes, Gymnotidae. Gene Ontology annotation, cellular component: membrane. Gene Ontology annotation, molecular function: 3-oxo-5-alpha-steroid 4-dehydrogenase activity. The record is from RefSeq and is a predicted model, not a curated record. Gene Ontology annotation, biological process: steroid biosynthetic process.